UGGUGCGCAAAAUUUCGCGCGCCUUGGUUUGUUUUGAUUUUCUAGUUAUAAUAUUUAUCUUCCUAAAUUUGCAUAUUUUCGGUAUUUUUUAGUUAUCAGGUGAAUGCUUAUCAACGUGUGUGAUUGCCGGUAUUAUUCGUGACAAUGAAGGGCCUGCUAGCGCAAUGUAAAAAAGAAUUCGGCACGCUAAAUCUAUACGAAGUGCUAUCGUUAGAAAAGAGUGCGUCAUCUAGCGAAGUAAAGCGUGCUUACUACAAACUGUCACUGAAAGUUCAUCCAGACCGAGUCGCCGCCACUGAGCAGCGCUCCGCUACAGUAGUAUUCCAGAUUUUAGGCAAGGUUUAUGCAGUUCUCUCAGAUAAAGAGAAGAGAGCAGUUUAUGAUGAAACAGGAGAGGUGGAUGACGAUAAUGACAUUUUCAAACAAGAAAGAGAUUGGAUGGAUUACUGGAGACUGGUGUACCAAAAGGUGUCCACAAAAGACAUUGAAGAUUUUGAAGAAAAAUACAAAGGUUCCGAAGAAGAAUUGGAAGAUCUGAAGACGGCUUAUGUUGAUUAUGAAGGAGACAUGGAGUCGAUAUUAGCAAAUGUACUGUGCUGCACUGGAGAGGAUGAAACCAGGUUUCGCAAGCUACUGAAGAAAUGCAUACAGAAGAAGGAAUUGCCAGAAUUCGAGAAGUUUGUGAACGAGGACAAACAGGCAGAAAAGGCUAGAAAGAGAAAGGCCAAGCGAGAGGCAGCCGAAGCCGAAGAGCUAGCGAAGAAACUGGGAUUGCGCGGCGGCGGCAGCGAGGCCGACCUCAGCGCCCUCAUACUGCAGAAGCAGCAGUCGCGGGCCGCCGGCGCUGAGGACUUCUUCAGCGCACUGGAGGCGAAGUAUGCGCAGCCGAAGAAGAAGGGCGACAAGAGAAAGCGCAAGCCGUAGACGCGAGGAGGCGAUCUUCACCUGUGACGUAGAUUUGAUGUGUAAUCAUGGCUGGUGAUAUAUAAUAGCAGAUCCAUAUUUUAGUUGGGUAAAGCAGUGUCUUCGUUGAAUUAACAGCGCCAUGACAUUAGGGUUAAUUUUUCCUCCACACAUCAGUACUCAACUUUGCAUGAACUGCAUUAUAAAUAGGUUGCUCUAUAGUUCAGGCUUGUUUGUAUGUAUAUAUUCAGUGAAGUAAAUGUUUAUAAUGAAUAGUA
Messenger RNA from Priapulus caudatus, 1181 nucleotides. RefSeq names its product dnaJ homolog subfamily C member 9-like. Bases 145 to 924 code for a protein of 259 amino acids. Gene Ontology annotation, molecular function: heat shock protein binding. Lineage: Eukaryota; Metazoa; Priapulida; Priapulimorpha; Priapulimorphida; Priapulidae. Gene Ontology annotation, cellular component: nucleus; cytoplasm. The transcript is spliced from 6 exons. The record is from RefSeq and is a predicted model, not a curated record.